AUGACUUUCAGGUGGAGGAGCAUUUUGAACAAACCUCGUCUCUGCCUCUCCUCCAUCACGGCAGCUGCUCCCUCCUGCAGGCUGCUUCAUGUCGGCCAGCGGGCCUCCCUCACCAAAGCCUUCUCCUCCCGAGACGUGGAGCUGUUCGCCGAGCUGACGGGUGACACAAACCCGCUCCACCUGGACCCCACCUACGCCCGCACCACCUCCUUUGAGACGCCCAUUGUCCACGGCGUGCUCAUCAACGGGCUCAUCUCGGCCGUGCUCGGCACCAGGAUGCCAGGCCGCGGCUGCGUCUUCCUCUACCAGGAGAUCCGUUUCCCUGCACCGCUCUACAUCGGAGAGGAGGUGCUGGCCGAGGCCGAAGUCCGCAAGAUCAAGAUGUCGUUUGCGUUCAUCGCCGUGACAUGCUCCGUCAAGGACAAGGUGGUGAUGGAGGGAGAGGUGAUGGUGAUGAUGCCCGAGGAUCAGCAGCAGAAGGGGUGAGAGGAGGAGGAGCAGGAGGAGGAGCAGGAGGAGGAGCA
Labrus mixtus (cuckoo wrasse) is the source of this 524-nucleotide messenger RNA. Its product is annotated as hydroxyacyl-thioester dehydratase type 2, mitochondrial-like. The record is from RefSeq and is a predicted model, not a curated record. Lineage: Eukaryota; Metazoa; Chordata; Actinopteri; Labriformes; Labridae. Bases 1 to 486 code for a protein of 161 amino acids. The transcript has a single exon.